Messenger RNA from Pangasianodon hypophthalmus (striped catfish), 2045 nucleotides. It is a transcript of the gene ldha, whose product is annotated as lactate dehydrogenase A4. Gene Ontology annotation, molecular function: L-lactate dehydrogenase (NAD+) activity. Gene Ontology annotation, biological process: carboxylic acid metabolic process. The record is from RefSeq and is a predicted model, not a curated record. Gene Ontology annotation, cellular component: cytoplasm. The transcript is spliced from 8 exons. The coding region runs from base 162 to 1163 and encodes 333 amino acids. NCBI's taxonomy places the organism in Eukaryota, Metazoa, Chordata, Actinopteri, Siluriformes, Pangasiidae.
CGACGCACGCGGCCACGCCCCUCUCAUUAAUAUGCACCGCAUGAGCUAGUUCCGCAGUUUAUAAAGCGCCGCCCCCUCGAACGCGCCACCGCUGCGGAUCAGCUCUGUUCCUGACAUCACAUCAGCUCAGCUUUAACCUAAAUACAUCCUACAGGGAGAAAAUGGCAUCCACAAAGGAGAAGCUGAUUGCCCACGUGAGCACCGAGCAGCCAGUGGGCUGCACCAACAAGGUGACUGUGGUUGGUGUUGGCAUGGUGGGCAUGGCCGCUGCCAUCAGCAUCCUGCUCAAGGACAUUACUGAUGAGCUGGCCCUGGUUGAUGUGAUAGAGGACAAGCUGAAGGGAGAGGCUAUGGACCUGCAGCAUGGCAGUCUCUUCCUCAAGACUCAUAAAAUCGUGGCUGACAAAGACUACAGCGUGACUGCCAACUCGAAGGUCGUGGUGGUGACCGCUGGGGCUCGCCAGCAGGAGGGAGAGAGCAGGCUGAACCUGGUGCAGAGGAAUGUCAACAUCUUUAAGUUUAUCAUUCCUAAUAUUGUGAAGUACAGCCCCAACUGUAUCAUCCUGGUGGUGUCCAACCCAGUUGAUAUCCUGACCUAUGUGGCAUGGAAGCUGAGUGGCCUUCCCAGGAACCGUGUGAUUGGUAGCGGCACCAACCUGGACUCUGCUCGGUUCCGCUUCCUGAUGGGUGAGAAACUGGGUCUGCACCCGUCUAGCUGCCACGGCUGGGUGAUUGGAGAGCAUGGAGACUCCAGCGUGCCUGUAUGGAGUGGCGUGAAUGUAGCUGGUGUUUCCUUGCAGGGCCUCAACCCAGACAUGGGUACAGACAAGGACAAGGAUGAUUGGAAGAAUGUCCACAAAAUGGUGGUCGACAGUGCAUAUGAGGUCAUCAAGCUGAAGGGCUACACAUCCUGGGCUAUCGGCAUGUCUGUAGCUGAUCUGUGUGAGAGCAUCCUGAAGAACCUACGCAAAUGCCACCCAGUGUCCACCCUGGUCAAGGGACUGCACGGUGUGAAUGAGGAAGUUUUCCUGAGCGUGCCCUGCAUCCUGGGCAGCAGCGGCCUGACUGACGUGGUGAAGAUGACCCUGAAACAGGAUGAGGAGAAGCAGCUGAUAAAGAGUGCCGAAACCCUGUGGGGUGUGCAGAAGGAGCUGACCUUAUGAACUGUAGCUCCACUCAAAAGUGAUGCCCCAACAUGUUUAACACUUUCCCUGAUCCAGUCCUCAACCCUUUAGAGCUGAUCCGAUGUCUCCAAGCAGAACUCGGACCCAUAGACCUACACACUCCUCACUAUAACUUUAGAGGAGGAUAGAUAUUUAAUGUAGUUUUAAAUGAAAUGAGUAAUGAGAGUCAUCUAUUAUGGUCUUUUGUGAAAGUGAGUGUUUGUGUGCAUGGGUGUUAAUGCUUCAUGUUGUCCUUUGUAUCCCUGAUGGUAUGAUUUUCGAAAGUAAUAUAUUUGUGAGCAGGAUGGCUGGCCAGUUUGGGUUUCUGUAUGGUGUAAGUGUGCAUUCUGAGCUUAACAGGCAUUCCAUCCCAUUUUCUUCCCAAAACAAUCCACAAGAGCACUUCCUGUCAAUCCAAAACUGCAUUGUAUGUUUAGUGAAAUGCCAGCACCUGUAUUAAGGCAUUUUCAUACACAAAAUCAAUCAAGUGCUCUGAUGCACAUUUUUAUUGAAGUAAAAAUAUGAGGUUAUGAGACUAUGGGAUCAGUGGUAAACUAACAGUGGAAAUAAAUACUGGAGACUCAAAUUAUGUUGUGGCUCAUUUUAACUUUGGCAGUACAAUCAGUGAAAGUUCAAGUAUGUCUGAAAUGGGUUGUUCGUGCAACAUUCACACCUACUUGUGAUAUGUGCACAUUUUCUCAUUUGCAAAGAUUAUUUUUUAUAUUUGUUCCUGUGAACUGAAAUGGGCUUCUGUAAAAUGGUGUUCAUAGUGGCAUUUUACUCAGACAUGGGGCUAAAAGUGGAACAUGGUGUGGUAUAGCUACCUAGCAUCUCACUCCUAACUCCUUUCACUUCCAAAUAAAGUUUUAACUGUACAAAAUA